Molecule: messenger RNA, 1439 nt
Organism: Vollenhovia emeryi
Lineage: Eukaryota; Metazoa; Arthropoda; Insecta; Hymenoptera; Formicidae
Gene: 14-3-3epsilon
Product: 14-3-3 protein epsilon
Exons: 4
Coding region: 269-1039 (256 amino acids)
Biological process (GO): signal transduction
Cellular component (GO): cytoplasm
Source: RefSeq, a predicted model, not a curated record
AUACACGGCGCGAGCGCAUGGCGAGCGGAGUCCAUCCGCGGAGCUGCUGCGCGAGAGACUGGGAAGGGAACUGCUUUCGAUUGUUGGCGGGCGCCGCCAUCUUGGUCAGUGAGCCUGCGAGUGGUCUGUACGUCUUCGUGGUGCGGUGUGGCUUCGUUGUGCGUAUUUAGGGCAGGUCGUUUGCCGAACGGGCAUUCCGUGCGCGCGUCUCUCCCCCGCGUGGGCCCCUCGUUAUCCGUUUAACCCGUGAGAUCCGCGCGCGUCCGAGAUGUCUGAACGGGAGGACAACGUUUACAAGGCGAAACUGGCCGAGCAAGCGGAACGCUACGAUGAGAUGGUUGAGGCGAUGAAGAAGGUGGCUUCGCUAGACGUAGAGCUCACUGUUGAAGAGAGGAACCUUCUUUCGGUAGCAUACAAAAAUGUGAUCGGAGCGAGGAGAGCCUCCUGGAGAAUAAUCUCGAGCAUCGAGCAGAAGGAGGAGAACAAGGGUGCCGAGGGAAAACUAGAGAUGAUCCGCCAAUACCGAUCUCAAGUGGAAAAAGAGCUCAGGGAUAUUUGCGCCGACAUCCUCGGCGUCUUGGAUAAGCAUCUGAUACCGUGCGCCUCUACGGGAGAAUCCAAAGUCUUCUAUUAUAAAAUGAAAGGUGAUUACCAUCGUUACUUGGCAGAAUUUGCCAUCGGUAACGACAGAAAGGAAGCGGCGGAGAACUCCCUGGUGGCGUACAAAGCAGCGAGCGAUAUCGCCAUGACGGAGCUACCGCCAACCCAUCCCAUUCGUCUGGGAUUAGCGCUCAACUUCUCCGUGUUCUAUUACGAGAUCCUCAACAGCCCUGACAGAGCGUGCCGCCUGGCGAAGGCGGCCUUCGACGACGCGAUCGCCGAACUGGACACGCUGUCUGAGGAGAGCUACAAAGAUUCCACCCUCAUAAUGCAACUCCUCAGGGACAACCUCACCCUAUGGACGUCGGAUAUGCAGGGAGAUGGCGAAGCUGAACAAAAGGAGCAGCUGCAGGAUGUGGAAGACCAGGACGUAUCGUAACUCUAGCUGUAGUGAGUGUUAUCUUGCGCAUAUAAAACUGAGACACAAGAAAAAACUCUUAAAUAACUCGUAAGCAAAAGAAAAAAAACCAAUUCAGCAGGUGGCAGUUCGGGGUGGGAAGGGGAGAUCUUUAGAAAUUUGCGUGACCCUUAAAAAUAAUAAAGCACGCACCGUACGGUUACUUCAAAACAAAGCAGCAGCAGCAAUGGCAACAAAAUACAAGAGCAACAGAAUUAAUAAUAAAUAAAUUCAUUCAGUUUAUUCGGCAUUAUAUUACAUACACACACACAUACACACAUGAAAAAAAAUAUAUAUAUAUACGAUUGAGUUGAGAGCACAGCAGAAAGUAACGAAACAAAAGGACACGCACCCCUGCGGUAAAUAGAGAGACUGCAAAGCA